AGAACCCAAACCAUUCGAUCCAUGGCCGGGAGUAGUGAGCCCCCUCGGAGCGGCAGCAACGGCGCCGGCGCCGGCGGUGGAGCUCCGUGCGACUGCCUCCGCUCCGGCCCGCCUAGGCAAUCACUACUGCCUAUUCUCCAACGAACGGUUCCGACACUGGUUUCCGCUGCCGAACGCUGCGCUCUUGCCGUUGCUGAGCACCCGCUCAUCAAGCCUCUCCUUUCCUUCCAAUCCGAAUCCCGGCGCUUCUUCCAGGUUCAUUUGAGGAGCCUUAGGAUGCAGAACUCUAUAGCUACUCACAACUUCGCAGCCAUCUUGCCAGGCGACUCGGUGGCAGGGCUGGUGGUGGCCAAUGGUAUCACUAACUUCUUGAACAUAUAUAAUUCCUUGCUGAUUGUGAGGCUGGUGCUCACCUGGUUCCCCAACUCUCCUCCAGCAAUUGUUGCCCCUCUCAGCACUAUUUGUGAUCCCUAUUUGAACAUAUUCCGGGGGAUUAUUCCGCCUCUUGGAGGUACACUAGACCUCUCACCGAUAUUGGCCUUCCUCGUCUUGAAUGCAUUUGAAAGCACUGCUGCUGCACUUCCUGCCGAACUCCCAGCUGCAACAGAAUCUAAGCAAGGGGUCUCUUCAUCUCCGGCUAUGCCUUUCAAUCCCACUUCAGCUCAGAAAAUGUGGAUAAAAAGGGUGAGCUGCAAGAGAUCUAAGAACUCUGAAAAUGUUUAGUCAUGUGUUUGUAAGACCCUAUUCUAAGUUGUCUACUGUAAAAAUGGCCACUUUUGUCUGGCUAAUAGAGUUGGAGUUGGCACUAAAUUUUUGUGAUUUCAGAUUUGACAAAUUCUAAUGUUUGUGCCUUCUUUCUUGAAUACAUUCGACCUCUCUAUUUUCUAAUA
Dioscorea cayenensis subsp. rotundata (Guinea yam) is the source of this 890-nucleotide messenger RNA. RefSeq names its product ylmG homolog protein 2, chloroplastic. The transcript has 3 exons. The record is from RefSeq and is a predicted model, not a curated record. The coding region runs from base 22 to 723 and encodes 233 amino acids. Gene Ontology annotation, cellular component: membrane. Lineage: Eukaryota; Viridiplantae; Streptophyta; Magnoliopsida; Dioscoreales; Dioscoreaceae. Gene Ontology annotation, biological process: chloroplast fission.